This is a messenger RNA of Musa acuminata AAA Group (dessert banana), 1170 nucleotides long. RefSeq names its product transcription factor-like protein DPB. The coding region runs from base 151 to 990 and encodes 279 amino acids. Gene Ontology annotation, cellular component: transcription regulator complex; nucleus. Gene Ontology annotation, molecular function: RNA polymerase II transcription regulatory region sequence-specific DNA binding; DNA-binding transcription factor activity, RNA polymerase II-specific. NCBI's taxonomy places the organism in Eukaryota, Viridiplantae, Streptophyta, Magnoliopsida, Zingiberales, Musaceae. The record is from RefSeq and is a predicted model, not a curated record. Gene Ontology annotation, biological process: regulation of cell cycle; regulation of transcription by RNA polymerase II. The transcript is spliced from 9 exons.
ACUAUUGUUUUCUUAAUACUCUUUUGCUCCAAAUAAACACAACCGCAAACCAUAGAGUCAAUGCUUUAUAUCUGUGAACCAGCAGUUAUUUAGUCCAACUGAUCCGCACUUGGUAACACAUUUGUUGAAUUCACCUGGUAGUCGUGGCAAAUGCAUGCCAACCAUAGCACCAAUAUUCCUUCAGGAGCUACUGAUCGAACGAUGAUACCAAAAUGUGAGUAUGUUCCAAAUUUGAUCAACUCAAGCAUGCAAGAAGAUGAGAUAUAUGAAGAUCCCGAUAGUCCUGCUGGAAAAAAGAAAAAAGCACCACGAAUCAAAGGUUGGGGCCUGCGCAGGUUCAGUACAAUAGUGUGUGAUAAGGUCAAGGAAAAGGGAAGAACUACUUAUAAUGAGGUUGCAGAUGAAAUUAUAUAUGAGUUAUCAUCCCUGGAGAAAAAAGAUCUGCAGUUUGUGUUUGAUGAGAAAAAUAUUCGGCGGAGAGUUUAUGAUGCAUUUAAUGUUCUAAUGGCAAUUAACGUUAUUGCCAAGGACAAAAAGGAGAUCAAGUGGGUGGGUUUUCCUUCUACGGAAACUGAAGAGUUGGCACAAAUAAAGGAAGAGAAAAUGAAACUGCUAAGUAAGAUCGAACAAAAAGUAAAUUAUCUAAAAGAACUGGAGGAGAAGUUUGGAGAUCUCCAUAAUCUUAUUUGCCGGAACCGAGUAGCACAUAAGUCGGCAAGUGUUUCAUCGGAAGGGAUAGCUCUGCCAUUUUUGUUGGUCCAGACGACUCCAAAGGCCACGGUCGAGAUUGAGAUCUCAGAAGACAUGCGGUCCGUGAACUUCGAGUUCAAUGGAACCCCAUUUACCUUGCACGAUGCUGAUUCCAUCCUCAGAGCCAUGAGGCGCCCCACAUCAGUCGAAAGGGGUCAUGACAACAAUAAUUCAACAGAGAGCCCAGAAUUGGUCGCUGACCAAAAUUGUCAGAAGCUUCACCCUGCUUCUUCGUCAUGAAACUUGGACAGGUUCAGGAGACACUGCUUAGAAAGGAAUAGCAGAUAGGAAGUUUGGUGAUUCAAACAUAGGAUAGACAGAAGUCGAGGCAUUCUGUGCGUGUACAGUGUCCCUCAAUUUUGUAAACCAGAUGGUUUCUUCAUUGAAGAUCCUUUUGUAGAAAAUAUUUAACAUGGUUUU